Molecule: messenger RNA, 1807 nt
Organism: Salvia splendens (bonfire salvia)
Lineage: Eukaryota; Viridiplantae; Streptophyta; Magnoliopsida; Lamiales; Lamiaceae
Product: zinc finger CCCH domain-containing protein 63
Exons: 7
Coding region: 276-1541 (421 amino acids)
Molecular function (GO): mRNA binding; metal ion binding
Source: RefSeq, a predicted model, not a curated record
AAAUCUUUCGCAAUAUUGGGACUUUUUUUGAAGAUCUGAAGCCUCUCAGUUCUAGAGAGAGAAAUCGAAUAAUAUGCGAGUGAUGAUCGAAUCCGACUGAUAUUAAUUCUUUUAUUGUUUAUCUUCUCCUAAUUUUGCCGGCAUUGAAGUUGGCGUGAUUCCUGAAUUUUGAUCAUAAUCACAAGCGUGUCGAGGUUGUAAUUCAAAAUCAAUAUCAAAAUCGAAAUCCAAACCACAAAUUCAGCAAAGUGUGGGUGAAAAUUUCCCACAGAUCGAUGCCGGGGAAUCGGAAAGUUUCGAGAAUUGAUUCAACGUCCGACAGAGUUGUAGGCGCGAAUUUUGAGGCAAUGAGACGGCUAAAGGUGGAAGAGAGUGAUGAAAAUGGUGGAGCUGGUGAUGAGCGGGGAUCCUACCCGGAUCGGCCGGGUGAACCCGAUUGCAUUUACUAUUUGCGGACGGGGUCUUGUGGCUAUGGGAGCAAUUGUCGUUUUAAUCACCCCUCUAGUGCAGAACAAGUUUAUGGUGUUAAAGCUGGCAGUGAGCUUCCCGAAAGGGCUGGACAGCCGGAUUGUGGGCACUAUCUAAAGACGGGCACCUGUAAGUAUGGGUCGACCUGUCGGUAUCAUCAUCCCAAGGAUAGACAAGCUGAUUUCUUGUUGAAUAUGUUGGGAUUACCAAUGCGUCAGGACGCAAAGCCUUGUCCUUUUUAUAUGCGCACAGGGUUAUGUAAAUAUGGAUAUGCUUGCAAGUUCCAUCAUCCCCAACCAACAUUAGCUGCUCCAAAUGCCGUACCUGUAAUGGGACCCGUAUAUGGUUCGGCUGGCUCUGCAGUAGUUCCUUCAUCUGGUGUGUCAUCUGCAAGUUUUCCAGGAGCACCAUUGUCAAAGGCAACUUAUUUUGCUAGUUCACUCCAAGUUCCACAAAGCUACAUGCCCUUAUUUCUACCGCAAUCGCAAGGAUGGAACACCUAUAUGGGAAACGCCAGUCCGUUGCCUUUCACUAGUGUCCUAACUGGUCCAGUACCGAACGGGCAGCAAUCUGUCUCUUAUCUUCCAGAAAGACCGGAUCAGCCAGAGUGCCGUUAUUUCAUGGAACACGGGAGUUGUAAAUACGGAUCAGAGUGCAAAUAUCACCAUCCCAGAGAAAAGCUCUCACCAUUAGUUUCAACUUCUGUCGUCCCACUCGGGCUUCCUCUAAGACCCGGUCAGCCUGUGUGUUCUUAUUAUAGCCUCUACGGAAUAUGCAAUUACGGCCCUGCCUGCAGAUUCGACCACCCAUACGGCCUCAGUGUCCCUCCAACGGCCUUUGCUUACCCGCCCCUGGCCCCAUAUCAGAGAAUAGCAUCCCUGGUGCCCGUAGCCGACGGCUCGCCGGCCAAAUCAUCCAAGUUGAGUGACUGGAUCAAUAAGGAAACAACUGCAAUCAACAAGCAUCAUCAAAACUCCAACACCAAGAGCCUUGGGGAGUCACUCGACCAGUCAGAUUCGCUCCCGCACUCGUCUAAGGCCUCGCCCGAUGUUCAUCACGACAAGUCUGACUGACGCGAUGUGGCACAGCCGGCUGUAACCACUCUCCAUCACCAUCUCUGUGGUGAUCUAUUUUUGGCUGAUCUGAUAUUUUUUUCUUGAACUCUCUUACAUUUUGAAAGGGAGUAGUAUAUUAUUGUGAUACUUUGUUUUAAUACUUACUCCCGCGUUUUAUUUUUAACUGCCAAUAUUUAUUGGUUUUUUCUCUUAAACUCUUUUUUGGAGAAAGAGCUUAAAAGAAAGAGUUGAUCAAAUGGUAAAUGCGUGCAAAUUUCUUAUUC